Mastomys coucha (southern multimammate mouse) is the source of this 5690-nucleotide messenger RNA. It is a transcript of the gene Zbtb43, whose product is annotated as zinc finger and BTB domain containing 43. Gene Ontology annotation, molecular function: DNA-binding transcription factor activity, RNA polymerase II-specific; protein binding; RNA polymerase II cis-regulatory region sequence-specific DNA binding. The coding region runs from base 861 to 2264 and encodes 467 amino acids. NCBI's taxonomy places the organism in Eukaryota, Metazoa, Chordata, Mammalia, Rodentia, Muridae. Gene Ontology annotation, biological process: regulation of transcription by RNA polymerase II. The transcript is spliced from 3 exons. The record is from RefSeq and is a predicted model, not a curated record.
CGUUGUCACCUGUUUUUGUCCUCACCUGGCCUCUUGUUAGCUGGAGUUUACACUUUGCAUCUCUGGUGGUGACAGCCUUUGGACUUUGUCUUUACCUCUGUCUCCUCCUUGCUUCAGUGUUUUUUGACCCUGCGUCUACCCCCUCAAGCCGCCCUCUGGUUCAGGACCCAAAUGUCACACCGACUUCUUGGCCAUUUGUCUGUCUGUUUGUUUGUUUUUUCUCUCUUUCUCUGCCAAUGUUGUGUUCUUGUUUCUCUCCCAACCAACUGGGUUUGUUUAGGCAGGGCGAGCCUUGCCUGGACCUCUGAGCCAUGGAAGGUGACUCAUGACCCUGUGAGAUUCUCCUGGCCGGGCAGCAUUACCAGUGGCCCGAGCACAGUCUGGUCUCAGUUCUGACAAGUGUCACCAAAACUAACAAAGUGUCAGGAGUUUACUGGCCUUCACAGCCAAGUCUCUUCUCGGGAUCUACGCAGUGGUUUGCGCAGGUCUCCACAACUCUUUGCUCUUUCCAGAAACCCCAGGUGGCCUCCAGGGCCUUUCGGAACUGCCCUCUUUAACCAGGCCAACAUCUAUAGACUUAGGAAGGACCAGACUUCCAUCUGCCUUUGAGACCCUUAACUUAGCACAGUAGCAGAGUUUCUAGGAGCAGCUUAGUGAAGAACCUAGAAACCUAAUAGGAAUUCAUUCCCUGCUUGUUGACAAAGUACUGUCUGAGACCGAGACGCCACAGGGACAGACACUGAAACUUUUGGAGUGAAGUAUCUGGGAUAGAUAAGACUGCUCUUUGAUGGCCAUGGCAUAAGGAACAUUAUCCUGGGAACACAACUUUGCUCUUGGCACUAAACAAGAUUGGUGAUGAAAUGGAGCCUGGAACGAACUCUUUUCAAGUAGAGUUUCCAGAUUUUUCCAGCACCAUUCUGCAAAAGCUAAACCAGCAGCGGCAGCGAGGGCAGCUGUGUGACGUCUCCAUUGUGGUCCAAGGCCACACUUUCCAGGCACACAAAGCCGUUCUUGCUGCCAGCUCACCCUACUUUUGUGACCAAGUACUCCUGAAAAACAGUAGGAGAAUUGUUUUGCCUGAUGUGAUGAACCCAAGAGUGUUUGAGAACAUUCUUUUAUUUAGCUACACAGGACGCCUUGUCAUGCCUGCUCCAGAAAUUGUUAGUUACUUAACAGCAGCCAGCUUCCUCCAGAUGUGGCACGUGGUGGACAAGUGCACUGAGGUUCUGGAGGGAAACCCCACGGUCCUGUGUCAGAAGCUGAACCACGGCAGUGACCACCAGUCUCCCAGUAGCAGUAACUACAAUGGCCUGGUGGAGAGCUUUGAGCUGGGCUCUGGGAGCCACACUGAUUUCCCCAAAGCCCAGGAACUGAGAGACGGUGAAAAUGAAGAGGAAAGCACCAAAGACGAGCUAUCAUCUCAGGUCACCGAGCACGAGUAUUUGCCCAGUAACUCAUCUACAGAGCAUGACCGACUGAGCACUGAGAUGGCCAGUCAGGACGGGGAGGAGGGAACCAAUGACAGUGCUGAGUUCCACUACACUCGGCCUCUGUAUAGCAAGCCCAGCAUCAUGGCUCAUAGGCGCUGGAUCCAUGUGAAGCCUGAGCGCCUGGAACAGGCAUGGGAUGGCAUGGAUGUGCACACAGCCUAUGAUGAGCACCAGGUCACCGAGUCCGUCAAUACUAUGCAGACGGAUCAUGCAGCCCAGCCUUCAGGAGCGGAGGAGGAGUUCCAAAUUGUGGAGAAGAAAGUGGAAGUAGAGUUUGACGAGCAAGCAGAGGGCAGCAACUAUGACGAACAGGUGGACUUCUAUGGCUCUUCCAUGGAAGAGUUCUCUGGAGAAAAGUUGGAUGGGAAUCUAAUUGGACACAAACAGGAGGCUGCCCUUUCAGCAGGCUACAGUGAGAAUAUUGAAAUGGCCAUGGGGAUAAAAGAAGAGGCCUCCCACUUAGGAUUCUCGGCCACAGACAAGCUGUAUCCUUGUCAGUGUGGGAAAAGUUUCACACACAAAAGUCAGCGAGAUCGACACAUGAGUAUGCACCUCGGUCUUCGCCCGUAUGGCUGUAGUGUCUGUGGUAAGAAAUUCAAAAUGAAGCACCAUCUCGUGGGCCACAUGAAAAUUCAUACAGGCAUAAAGCCCUACGAAUGUAAUAUCUGUGCAAAGAGAUUUAUGUGGAGGGACAGUUUCCACAGGCAUGUGAUUAAUUGUACCAAGUCCUAUGAAGCUGCAAAGGCUGAGCAGAAUACAACUGAGGCUAACUAAAAAUAGGGGCUGGCCCUUGAGUGGCAUGCAUAAAAAUAAACUAUGGUAAUUAAUGCAAAUCUGGGCACAGAUGAUGCGUGCCACUUGCUAUUAUGAGAGAGGCUUAAAAAAUAAAAGGAAGAUAUUUCUGAAAGACCAGCUCUAAGUAGGCCAAUUAAAAGAUUUAAUUUCUCAAAUCUGUAUGUUCUUAUCCUGGCCUAGAAUGGAUGAUGGGGCUAAGUUCACGCAGUGCCCAGCUGGCAAGACAGUCCUUCCAGCCAGCAGUGGCUAAGGCAGGGGACUGGGUGGCAGAAUCUAACCCACCAGUCCUGCACAGGUGGCAGCAGCCGGCUGUCACCAUUGUCCCGAGGUCUUGUUGCAUUUUGUUCUCUCCUGGUAGCUGCAGGGCUUCUGGGUUUUGCUUUGGUACCUGCAUCACUGGAUGCUGCUCCCCUCAAGGUUACAGCAAGGACUCCUUGGCUGAGCUGUGAGCAGAGCUCCUUAUUGUCUACUUUCGUACAUUCUAAAGGUUCUAGCUAAAGCUGUGGCGAUGUUAGAUGGAGCUUCUAAGUCUGAAGCAGGAGACAUUGUUACCAUGCUGCAGACUCUGGAUAAGGCACAAUUUUAUGUUUAACUCUAAUUGGUUAAGUCUAUGGGUGCCAGAGAUAGGUGUUUCUAGUUGGUGUGUUGUCCUAAGCUCCCCUCAUUUAAUGGCAGGGGAUGCCAGUUUAGUGACACAUGACAGUGCUGGCUAGUAGUGGCCUGUGGCUCCCCUGCCUUAGAUCAUGGUGCUUCCCAACAAGGGCAGCCAGGGACCACAGCUCAUGAGACUAAGCCAGAAUGCAUGGCUAAGAGUUCCCUGUGAGCAAGACAUUCCUAUACUCAGUGAGUGAGAGGUAGCAACUUCUUAUACACAGAAGCCUUGAGAAAUGAAUCUUAAAAACACUGGUGUAGAGAGUGCUGUUUUAAAGGGUGUGCUGAGCAAUAUUGUCAGCUCUUUGUGAGAGCUGGAACAUGGCUUCAAAGGGGAAAGGAGCCCUACAUUAAGCAACAUCAUCUACAGAUUCAUGUUUCCCAGUCACAGAGAAAGCUGCAUUUACAAGUCCCAGUAGUUUAUGUGUGCAUGCACACACACACACACAUACCCUCCUCCUCCUCCUCCUCCUCCUCCUCCUCCUCCUCCUCCUCUUCUGCAAGGACAAGGCUGCCUUGAGGUCUGUUCUGCAUGGUCAAAUGUAUUAGGUUGGAAAGAAAGCUUGUGUUCAGAAAGCUUUUAAGCAUGUGACAGACCUGAGGCUCUUGCUGGGUAGGGGUCUAGUGUGCUUUUCCUUUACUGACCAAAGCAGCUUAGGGAGGAAAAGGUUUAUGUCAGCUCACACCACAUCAUUGAGGAAACUCAUGUCAGGAACUUGAAUAUUGACAGUCACACCCACAGGCCGCUCCCUCAGUUGAGACUCCCUCUGACUCUAGGCUGUGUCAGAGCUAGCUAGAUGGUAGGCAGGGUUUUGCUCCUAUAUCAUGUUUGAUUUUUAAACUUUGGCUUUCUCUAACAUAACAGACAUUUCUGGCAAAAGCCUCCGAUCUUCAGGCUCUGACAUGAAGGAUGUACCUUUGACCGUUGUCUGGAAAGAGGAAAGAAAAUAUAGACUUGCCAGUAAAUGUUUGUGAUUAAGAUUACAAAACAGGGAUCUAUUUACAAACACUGUAUCAGUCUUGGCAUAUAAAAGCACUUUGUAUUAAAACUUUAUUAUAAGUAUAGAUGUAAGGUUUUUUGUUUUUUUUUAACCUAGAAACUAGGUAUUACUUCCUACUGGUUUGCUACAUUCAGAUGACCUUCCAAUGUCUGCCAGUUAUCAGUCCUGUCCUUGUCCCUGAGAAGUGAAUAGAGAUAUACAGUCACACUCGACUCGCCUCCUACUCUUCACACAUGAGAGGGAGGCCAGUGGGUUUCAGGACAACCCUAAGCUGGGUGAGGGUGAAGUGGUUUUGGCUUCUUAAUAUUUCUACACUGAGGCAGUUAAGCCAUUCUGUUGUCAGAAGCAACCCUCAUGUUCAGGCUUCUGCCUGUUGAACAGAUCCGUUGAAGUCUAUUCAUAUAAGAGACCCUUGCAGGGAAGAGUUUGGGGGUAAAAGACACCCUGGUCCUUGGGUUAUAUUGAGUCAGUAAACCUUGUCAAAAGCUGACAAAGCUUUCAUUCAAUUGGAAUGUGGCAGACCCUGUGAGAAGUCCAGAAGUCCGUGGUCCAGAAGGUUAAAGUGAGGCUUCUGACCUGCCUUUCCCGGUAGAGAGCCUUUCUGGCAGCCUGCCCUGUUACAGUACUAGUCUCUCCCCUCACCACUGCCUUAGGGAAAUCAUCACCCUUCCAGAAGAGCUUGAGUAGUUGUGGGCAGCACUGUCCAGUGUUUCAGGGAUUCUGUCAGUGGCCCACCAGCACAGUGUAUGUCUGCACUGAGCUGUGGCUGAUUUCCUCUAGUCCUCAUACAAAGGGCUUCAAGGCCCCACUGGUUGCAUUUCCUAAUCUGCAGGCACAUGCCUUCAGUCAUGGAUUCAUGUCACAGGAGCUCCUCUUGUGCUGCGGUUUGCCCUUGUGCUCUCCUGAGCCCUGGCCAAUGACCUCGGAUUUCUGUUCUCACCUCCUCCUCCCAUAUUCUUAGAGCCUCACUAAAGGCUCCCCUCCAUUGCAGGAGUUUCCCGAACCACUCUGACCCUGGGCAGGCUUUUAGCUGUUGGGAAAGCUGCAUGCUACAGUGGGUGGCAUACCCUGGGAAGUUGAACAUUCUGGAAAAGGUUCUGGGGCUGAGUCUCCAAGGUUGGGAUGGAGCUUUGCCUCGCCCACAGAUGUGGUUGUUCCCUAAAUUCUCAGACACUUUGGAAAUGCUGAGGACCACAGGCCAGGCUGCCCGUGCCCUCCUGGGAUCUAGGCUGUUCUGACUGUAAACUAACUUUACCCAGUGAACCCUGGGUUGUUUUGGGUUUUGGUUUUUCUUUUUUCUCUCUCUCUGCUAUUUACAUAUUUAAAGGUACUAGUUUGCAAACCUCUACUGAUAGUGCCCUGUGGGAAGAUGCUGGAACACCUGUUGCAAAUGUGAUUUUUUUUUUCUUUUUAAAUGUUGCUUGAAGCCUGUGUCAUGUCAGUUGCUGCUGCCCCCUUUCUUUUUAUGAGGGUCCCAAUGUUUCUUCCAGAAAAUUAUUUUAUUUAUGCAAGUCAGAUGACUCUUAGGCCACAGAACCAUGGGGUGAUAAGCAGAUUGUCAUUAGGUGCAUAUCAUGGAUACUUUGUGAACGCCUGUGUUUUAGAAGUUAAAUAGUUCUUUCUAGAAUUGCUGUCUUCAGUGUACAGCGUGGUUUAAAUGAAUGUUACUGUUUAAUAUUUUCUUCUUAUAGAAGAGAUCAUGUCCUUUUGUAUGACAAGUUUUAAUAAAUGUUACCUGUCCAUUUUGUACAAA